UCACUUGGGUAUGGGCUCAUCACUUCACGGCUUUACCACUCUCUAUGGACCCCGGUCACUUCACGAAACUCAGCGUUCCCCAAAACGACGCCGUGGCUCCGCUCCGUCCAGAACACCAUUUCCCGGCACGGCGGCUAAGUCAUGCGCGCCACCAUUACCUCUUCGAAGCGUUGUCUCCUGAAGCGACUACCUCACCGCUUAAUCCCAACCCUCUCCUUCGCGUCGGAAACUUGGCCGGCUCCGGCGGCGUCCGUCGACGAUGGAUUCCCGUACUCCGACGUGCCGAAGCCUAAGCGGAGAAACUCGGAGAGGAAGCCGUACGUGACGCCGAUGAAGGCUCUGAUCGAGCGGGCGAAGGCGGAGAGAGAAGCGCGAAAGGCGCAGCCAUGUAGGGUUUUGGAAGAGCCACCGGAGAACGGGUUGUUGGUGCCGGAAUUGGUGGAAGUAGCUCGUCGCGUUUAUCAAGCUCGCGGCUCUCUCCUCUUCGGGCUGAGUCAACUCGUCCGAGUCAUUCCCGUUUUGCGCUGCCGGCUUUGUAAUGAGGUCCACAUUGGUUAUAUCGGUCAUGAAAUUCGAACAUGUACUGGACCAGAGAGUUUUUCACGGAAUGCAAUUCAUGUUUGGACAAGGGGAGGUGUUCAAGAUGUGGUUUUCUUCCCUAAAUGCUAUCAUCUUUAUGAUCGUGUUGGUAAGCCAAGAGUUGGGCAUGAUGAAAGGUUCAGCGUUCCUCGUAUACCUGCCAUUGUUGAACUCUGUAUACAAGCAGGUCUGGACCUUGAAAAAUAUCCUACUAAAAGGAGAACAAAGCCUGUAUAUUGUAUUGAAGGAAGAAUUGUAGAUUUUGAAUCAGUUGUGAAAGAGGAUGAAACUGAAAGACAACACUUUUUUGAAAAUGACAAACCUUUUGUGAAUUCAUCCUCUAUGUUGACCCAACCUAUAGAGAAGGUCCAGAUUUUAUUGGAGAAUAACAUAAGCCAUCUGGAUCAGUUAAGUGAUGAAGAAAGGAACAAGUUAAGGGAUUUAAGUAAACAUACACUGGACUCAUGGAUUGAGAUGACAUCAGGUGCAAAGAAGAUCAUGGAGAAGUAUACUGUGAAUACUUGUGGCUAUUGUCCUGAGGUUCAGGUUGGUCCCAAAGGACAUAAGUUGAGAAUGUGCAAGGCUUCAAAGCAUCAGUCUCGAAAUGGUUUACAUGCAUGGCAAGAGGCAACAUUAGAUGACCUUGUCAUUCCCAAUUAUGUCUGGCAUGUAGAGGAUUUGAAUGGGCCUGCUCUGAAUAACAAUCUAAAGAGAUAUUAUGGGAAGGCUCCAGCUGUGGUGGAACUCUGUGUGCAUUCUGGAACUCCUGUUCCUGAUCAAUAUAGUAGCAUGAUGAGAUUAGACGUGGUUUCCCCUGAUCGAGAUGAAGUCGAUCUUGUCGCCUAAAAUGCCAUCACUUUUGGACUUCAUAUAUAUUGGACUUUCAAGUUUUAAUCAACUACCGACUAUGUGUCCUUUGCUAGUUUUUCUGUUGUCUGACUAUAUAUAGUUUGUAAUGCCUAUAUUCUCUGACAUUAUGUUACCUUCAGAAAAGAUACACAGCUUGAAGAAGUCCAAAAAGUAUUGCAUUAUCAUGUUCCCAAAUUGGUUUGCAUUUAGCACAAACUGUGCAGUUUCUUGUGGGAUAGUGUUGACACUAGACUUGAUACUAUGGAAAGGCUACACAGCACCUAGUCCAAACUUCAAUGCUUAUAGAUGAUGGUUCUUGCUGCCGGCAUCAAGACUAACCUGAUCUCCAAGUUGUUGCAAUCCAAAAUUAUUGCAUGCAUACGAUUGGUAUAGUCUUGAAAAGUUUAGUUUACUUCAACCAGUUAUGAAAGUAAAAGCUGAUUUAUCUCAAUUUCUCGCAACCAUCAUAUUUGUGGGAUUUAAAGAUAGGUGAUGGAAUUCGAAAAGAGUUUCAACAAGACUGCUAGACACUUGUUUUGUGGGCAAUUGUUGCAGCUAAAGGUAAAAUUGUUGUAGGAUCCAUCUCAUUCCUGACAGAAUAUCAAAGUCUUCUCUUAGCAGCAGAGCUUCUUCAGAUUUUCAUCUGCUUUAUUGUAUAUUUAAAUAUUUAAAUACAUUUUAAUUAAUUAUUUCUUCUUUUGGAUUGUAUUUUAGUAAGUAUCCUUUUUCUGUUCUCUCAUUCCCUUAUUAGUUGAAAUGGAGAACACAUUGAUUUCAUGUA
Messenger RNA from Glycine soja, 2209 nucleotides. Its product is annotated as APO protein 3, mitochondrial-like. Gene Ontology annotation, molecular function: RNA binding. The transcript has 2 exons. The coding region runs from base 142 to 1425 and encodes 427 amino acids. NCBI's taxonomy places the organism in Eukaryota, Viridiplantae, Streptophyta, Magnoliopsida, Fabales, Fabaceae. The record is from RefSeq and is a predicted model, not a curated record.